This is a messenger RNA of Naumovozyma castellii, 1140 nucleotides long. RefSeq names its product multifunctional nuclease RAD27 (gene RAD27). Lineage: Eukaryota; Fungi; Ascomycota; Saccharomycetes; Saccharomycetales; Saccharomycetaceae. The coding region runs from base 1 to 1140 and encodes 379 amino acids. The record is from RefSeq and is a predicted model, not a curated record. The transcript has a single exon.
AUGGGUAUUAAAGGAUUAACGGCAAUCAUCUCCGAGAACGCACCACUUGCCAUUAGAAAGAGUGAAAUUAAAGCGUUCUUCGGACGUAAAGUAGCCAUCGAUGCAUCCAUGUCUCUUUAUCAAUUUCUUAUUGCCGUGAGACAACAAGAUGGAGGACAAUUGACCAAUGAGGCUGGCGAGACCACAUCUCAUCUGAUGGGGAUGUUUUAUAGAACUUUGAGAAUGAUUGAUAAUGGGAUAAAACCUUGUUAUGUGUUUGAUGGUAAACCACCAACCUUAAAAUCUCAUGAAUUAAGUAAGAGAACGAGUAGAAGAGAAGAAACUGAAAAGAAAUUAGCUGAAGCUGUGGAUCAAGCUGAAAAAAUGAAGCAGGAAAGAAGGUUAGUCAAAGUUUCUAAGGAACAUAAUGAUGAAGCUAAGAAAUUAUUAGAAUUGAUGGGGAUCCCAUAUGUUAAUGCACCUGGUGAAGCUGAAUCACAAUGUGCCGAAUUAGCAAAGAAGGGGAAGGUAUAUGCAGCUGCCAGUGAAGAUAUGGAUACUUUAUGUUAUAGGACACCUUACCUUUUAAGACACCUGACGUUUUCUGAGGCUAAGAAAGAACCAAUCCAAGAAAUUAAUACUGAACAAGUUCUACAAGGUUUGGAUUUGACUUUAGAACAAUUUAUAGAUUUAGGAAUAAUGUUAGGUUGUGAUUAUUGUGAUAACAUUAGAGGUGUGGGACCAGUGACAGCCUUGAAAUUAAUCAAAGAACAUGGUUCAUUGGAAAAAAUUGUUGAAUUUAUUGAAUCGGAUGAAGGGAACAAAAAAUGGAAAGUACCAGAAAACUGGCCUUAUAAGGAAGCUAGAGAAUUAUUUUUGAAGCCAGAUGUCAUUGAUGGAGAUGAAAUAACACUAAAAUGGCAACCACCGAAGGAACAAGAAUUGAUAGACUACUUGUGUGGUGAAAAAUUAUUCAAUGAGGAAAGAGUCAAAUCUGGUAUCAAGCGUUUGCAAAAGGGUUUAAAAUCAGGUGUUCAAGGAAGACUAGAUGGGUUUUUCAAAGUGGUCCCCAAGACAAAGGAACAAUUGGCAGCAGCAGCUGCAAAGGCCAAGGCUGCCAAAAAAAGCAAGGGAAAGGGUAAAAUUGCCAAAAGGAGAUAA